AUGUAUGAUCCUUAUGGAAAUGGCUCAAAUGUGCCACCGCCAAUCAUCGGUAGUGGUGCGGGUCCAAUGUAUCCACCACCUGGUGGAAUGAUGAUCGGAUCGGGUGCUUCUCCAUAUCCUGUCGGUGGUGGUGCGUAUCCUAUGCAACAGCCAGUGCUUGGCGGUGGUGCCUAUCCAGGCCCAGGAAUCGGUGGAGGAGCCUAUCCAAGCUCAGGAAUCGGUGGAGGAGCCUAUCCAAGCCCAGGAAUCGGUGGAGGAGCCUAUCCAAGCUCAGGAAUCGGUGGAGGAGCCUAUCCGAAUACAGUGAUCGGUGGAGGUGCUUAUCCAAUCUCUCAACCAGUUAUCGGUGGCGGAGCUUAUCCGAGUGGAUAUGUUCAACCAGUUAUUGGGCAAGGAGUACAACCAAUGAUGGUUGCCGGAGGAAACGUGUGCACGGGAUCAACCUUCGAUCAACCGUAUUAUGGAAUGAGUGGUGGAUGUGUUCGACGCCGCUCCUGCUCGUCUAGCUCAUCGGACUCGUGCCAU
Messenger RNA from Mesorhabditis belari, 525 nucleotides. The record is from the annotation of a GenBank genome assembly. NCBI's taxonomy places the organism in Eukaryota, Metazoa, Nematoda, Chromadorea, Rhabditida, Rhabditidae.